CGACGGUCCUGAGCGCCAUUUGCGCAGGCGCUCCGGCCCUGACUUCUGACUCUCGCGAGAAUCGGCUCCCGGAAGUUCCACGUCAGUCAGUCUGACGGUCAGCGGGCCGGUGGGUUCCUCUCAGGCUUGCGUAGCCGGUAACAAACGAGGGUGCCCAGGCUCGGACCAACACAGCGAUGCCUCUGCGACUUGAUAUCAAAAGAAAGCUAACUGCUAGAUCUGAUCGAGUUAAGAGUGUGGAUUUGCAUCCUACAGAGCCAUGGAUGUUGGCAAGUCUUUACAAUGGCAGUGUGUGUGUUUGGAAUCAUGAAACACAGACACUGGUGAAGACAUUUGAAGUAUGUGAUCUUCCUGUUCGAGCUGCAAAGUUUGUUGCAAGGAAGAAUUGGGUUGUGACAGGAGCAGAUGACAUGCAGAUUAGAGUAUUCAAUUACAAUACUCUGGAGAGAGUUCAUAUGUUUGAAGCACACUCAGACUACAUUCGCUGUAUUGCUGUUCAUCCAACCCAGCCUUUCAUUCUAACUAGCAGUGAUGAUAUGCUUAUUAAGCUCUGGGACUGGGAUAAAAAAUGGUCUUGCUCGCAAGUGUUUGAAGGACACACCCAUUAUGUCAUGCAGAUUGUGAUCAACCCCAAAGAUAAUAACCAGUUUGCCAGCGCCUCUUUGGACAGGACUAUCAAGGUGUGGCAGUUGGGCUCUUCGUCACCAAACUUCACUCUGGAAGGACAUGAGAAAGGCGUCAAUUGCAUUGAUUACUACAGUGGUGGGGACAAACCAUACCUCAUUUCAGGUGCAGAUGACCGUCUUGUUAAAAUAUGGGAUUAUCAGAAUAAAACAUGUGUGCAGACAUUGGAAGGACAUGCCCAAAAUGUGUCUUGUGCCAGCUUUCAUCCUGAGUUGCCAAUUAUUAUUACAGGUUCAGAAGAUGGAACAGUACGUAUUUGGCAUUCAAGCACCUACCGGCUAGAGAGCACACUGAAUUAUGGAAUGGAGAGGGUAUGGUGCGUGGCCAGUCUAAGAGGGUCCAACAAUGUCGCUUUGGGCUAUGAUGAAGGGAGCAUCAUUGUUAAGCUUGGUCGGGAGGAACCUGCAAUGUCCAUGGAUGCCAAUGGAAAGAUAAUUUGGGCCAAGCAUUCAGAAGUCCAGCAGGCCAACCUAAAGGCAAUGGGAGAUGCUGAAAUUAAAGAUGGAGAAAGAUUGCCACUGGCAGUAAAGGAUAUGGGCAGUUGUGAAAUAUACCCUCAGACUAUUCAGCACAAUCCUAAUGGGCGGUUUGUGGUGGUCUGUGGUGAUGGGGAGUAUAUCAUCUACACGGCAAUGGCAUUGAGAAACAAGAGCUUUGGAUCUGCUCAGGAGUUUGCAUGGGCCCACGAUUCCUCAGAGUAUGCAAUAAGAGAGAGCAACAGUGUUGUAAAGAUAUUUAAGAACUUUAAGGAAAAAAAAUCAUUUAAACCAGAUUUUGGAGCAGAAAGUAUCUAUGGAGGCUUCUUAUUGGGAGUCAGAUCUGUAAAUGGCUUAGCCUUCUAUGACUGGGACAAUACAGAACUCAUAAGAAGAAUUGAAAUUCAGCCCAAACAUAUUUUCUGGUCUGACUCUGGAGAGCUAGUCUGUAUUGCUACUGAGGAAUCAUUUUUUAUCCUUAAGUAUCUAUCGGAAAAAGUCUUGGCUGCACAGGAAACACAUGAGGGAGUUACUGAAGAUGGCAUUGAAGAUGCCUUUGAGGUUCUUGGUGAGAUUCAGGAAAUUGUGAAAACAGGGCUUUGGGUAGGCGAUUGCUUCAUUUACACAAGUUCUGUGAACAGAUUAAAUUAUUAUGUUGGAGGAGAAAUAGUCACCAUUGCCCACUUGGACAGGACAAUGUAUCUCCUAGGCUACAUUCCUAAAGACAACAGGCUUUAUCUGGGGGAUAAAGAAUUGAACAUUGUUAGCUAUUCCCUGCUAGUUUCAGUCCUGGAAUACCAGACAGCCGUCAUGCGGAGGGACUUUAGCAUGGCUGAUAAGGUCCUUCCUACCAUUCCAAAAGAACAGAGGACCAGAGUUGCACACUUUUUGGAAAAGCAGGGCUUCAAGCAGCAAGCUCUUACGGUAUCCACAGAUCCUGAGCAUCGUUUCGAGCUUGCUCUUCAGCUUGGAGAGUUAAAAAUUGCAUACCAGUUAGCAGUGGAAGCAGAGUCAGAACAGAAGUGGAAACAACUUGCUGAACUUGCCAUUAGUAAAUGUCAGUUUGGCUUAGCCCAGGAGUGCCUGCACCAUGCACAGGAUUAUGGGGGUCUGCUGCUUUUGGCCACUGCCUCUGGAAAUGCUAGUAUGGUGAACAAGCUAGCAGAGGGUGCGGAGAGAGAUGGCAAAAAUAAUGUGGCAUUCAUGAGCUACUUUUUACAGGGCAAGGUUGAUGCCUGCCUAGAGCUCUUGAUUAGAACUGGACGGCUGCCAGAAGCUGCCUUCCUGGCCCGAACUUACCUACCCAGUCAGGUUUCAAGGGUAGUGAAACUCUGGAGAGAGAAUCUCUCAAAAGUCAAUCAGAAAGCAGCAGAAUCCCUUGCUGACCCAACAGAGUAUGAAAACCUGUUCCCUGGAUUAAAAGAAGCCUUUGUUGUUGAAGAAUGGGUGAAGGAAACACAUGCUGAUCUGUGGCCAGCCAAACAAUACCCACUUGUCACGCCAAAUGAAGAGAGAAAUGUUAUGGAAGAAGCAAAAGGCUUUCAGCCCUCAAGAUCUACAGCUCAGCAGGAACUUGAUGGGAAACCUGCUUCUCCUACUCCAGUUAUUGUGGCCUCCCACACAGCCAACAAGGAAGAAAAGGAAGCUGCAGAAUGGCUGAGUGCUUCUUGAUGAAGGGUCUCACCCAGUGAGAGGAAAUCUGGUUUGGAAGCAUAAGAGACAGCCAGGUCACAUCAUCCCUAAGGCCCUUCUCCACAUGGUAUUUCAAAGAUCAUUUAUAUACUCACCCGGUGUGGUAUGCUAUAUGAUAUAUCAGUAAACACAUAUUUGGUUGUUUCUGUUCCUUCCAAAAUCCUAUCUUCAGCUAACACAUCGUUUAUUGGUACUCGCUCUUCCAGAACCGGUGGCAUUUUUAAUCUUACUUUAGCUGCCUCAACUGCCUGUCUUGUAGCCUAAUGAAAGAAAAUAUGUAUAAAGGAACACCACAAGGUUACAUAACAAAAAGAUCAUCCAACAAAAGCAGAUACUAAUAAAAAAAAUGUGAAAAACUGCAAAGAAAAGAAGCUGUAGCCAUGAAUCAAUAAGUAAAAAGCCAAACCUGUGAGCCCUGGCCUUUGCCUCUGCAGUGUGGCUGAGACCACCAGCUAUAGGCUCAACCAUUAUCAAAAUCACAAAGGAAUGAUCUGAGACAAAGCCAGGCUACAAAAGCUGCUUGAACUAGAAUAAGGAAUGUAGUUAUUGGGUGCUUACUAUGUACCAGAUAUGGUUCAAAUACUCUAAAAGUAUUUGGCUCAUUUAAUGGCCUCAAUUACCUUAUGAGUUAGGUCCAAUUGUUAUCAUCUCCAUUUUACAGAAGAAAAAACAGAUGCACACAGGUGUUAAAUAAAUUGCUAGGAAAUUGCAGCACUGGUAUUUGAACCUAGACAACCUAACUUCAAAGCCCAUUCUCUUAACCACUGACUAAACUGCUUCAUGCCAUACUGUUAACAGUGGUUACCUCUAGGAAGUGAGAAGGGGGACUUUUACUCUUCAUAUAAUCUAAUAUUAGAUAUAUAUAUAUAUUUGCUAUGACUAUAAAUUACUUUUGAAUCAGAAAGAUGAGUAUUAAUGCUUUACUUAUUCAUACAUCAAAGUGUUUUUCACAAAGGACUCAGUACCUAUGGCUCCAGGAGGACACUGGUGCCUGGGAAACACGCUGUUUCCAUGCAAGCUCUCAUAAUCUCACCAAAGCUUCAGCCCCAAGGCAGCUCACCGUAGAUGUUUCUCCAGGAAGGAAGCUGGAGCAGGCAGGAAAAAGGAAGGGUGCUCAGGCUGCCUUGAGAGCAGAGAGGGGACUCUCUGAACACCCAGAUCUAAUCCAUAGCCCUAGUCUGCUCAAUUCCAGCCAUCCUCCUUGCCACUCUCUGGCUGUCUACGCACAUUUCCUUUCUCAGUUCUUUCUAUGCCUGACACUACCCUUCACUAGUGCCUGUGGAAGAACAGCUGUAAGCAUCUGCAGGGGCCUCUAGAAAUGCCAUUUAACCCCUUAAAGAAAGGUAUUCUAACAAUAUUCCUUCAUUCACCUACCUCUUCCAACUGUGCCUGAGUCAUUAGCUUAUAGGUUGGUGGUUUCAGUUCUUGAAUAGCUGGCUUAAAAGUCUUCUGCAAGUUCAAGCCUGUCAUUUUCGUGAGUAUGCUUUGAACUUCUUCAUCCAUAAAUGUAGGUUU
This is a messenger RNA of Callithrix jacchus (white-tufted-ear marmoset), 4367 nucleotides long. It is a transcript of the gene COPB2, whose product is annotated as coat protein complex I subunit beta 2. Gene Ontology annotation, molecular function: structural molecule activity; protein binding. Lineage: Eukaryota; Metazoa; Chordata; Mammalia; Primates; Cebidae. Gene Ontology annotation, cellular component: COPI vesicle coat. The record is from RefSeq and is a predicted model, not a curated record. Gene Ontology annotation, biological process: retrograde vesicle-mediated transport, Golgi to endoplasmic reticulum; intra-Golgi vesicle-mediated transport; endoplasmic reticulum to Golgi vesicle-mediated transport.